Molecule: messenger RNA, 4119 nt
Organism: Aegilops tauschii subsp. strangulata
Lineage: Eukaryota; Viridiplantae; Streptophyta; Magnoliopsida; Poales; Poaceae
Source: RefSeq, a predicted model, not a curated record
AUGUGGUGGAGUCGUCGGUUGGGCUGCAGGGCAUGGUCAACCUGGGAGCUCAGUGGAGUGGAUCGGAAGGGCGCCGUCCACGCCACCCACGUCGCCAUCGUUCGCGCCCAAGCACCACGUCAUCAACUACUUAAACCCCCGCGCCACGGCGCGCAAGAGCAAGGCCUGCUACAGCAUCACCUGCAGGCGUCGGUGGACGCGGACGGGACCUUCACCGACGUCUGCGUCGGCCCGGGCGCCAUGGCCGACGAGCAAACCCUCCUCCUCUGGUCGAUGAACAAGCCCAAGCUUACCGGGGAGACCCUUGGCCAGGGCAUGUGCCUGGUCGGCGGCGCUGGCUACCCGCUCACGGACUGGAUGCUGGUGCCCUACUCCCACCAGAACCUGACGUGGACGCAGCAUGAGUUCAACGGAAAGAGUGGCAAAGGCGCGCGCCGUGGCCGUCGGCGCGUUCCAGAGGCUCAAGGCGCGCUGGGCCUGCCUCCAGAGGCGCACCGAGGUCAAGGUGGACGACCUCUCCGUCAUGCUCGGCGCGUGCUGCGCGCUACACAACAUCUGCGAGCGCAGCAGCGAACCCUUCAGAGUCUCAAUUGCAAGAAACCACCACAUUUGUGGCUAGGUUUGCAGGAAACUACCAAGUCGUGGGCCGCGAAAACGCUGACGUGGCGUGCGGACAGGCAAACAGCGCCGUUAGGAAAGAAAACGGUCAACACGCCGCGCGGUCGGUCCGGUUCAGACAGUCCCCCCCGCGCCCCUGUCCUGUCUCUCGCCCCGCUCCCCUCUCCUCUCUCGCCCCGCUCCCCUCUCCUCUCUCGCCCCUGCUUGCCGCCGGUGAUGGCCACCUCACGUGGCAGUGAUGAUGGCGGUGGCGGUGGUGCUGGCGAUGCAUCUGGUGGCAGUGGUGCUCCUGCAGAUCCAACAGAGGUUUGUGGCAGUUCAAACCCAUCUCAGGCUCCGCCUCUUCCACAGCCGCCGUCGCCGUCUUACUGUGCUGAGUACGCGGCGGCGAGGGCAUUCGCCAAGGCCGUGAAGGAAGAUCCAGAGGGGAGCCAUCACUACGCAUCCUCCUUCGGCGGUGUCUCAUUGAAUGAUGAAGUGUGGGAAGUCAGAUUCCAUUUCCAUGACAGAGAUAAUCUUGAAAGAAGCCUAAAUGUGGAUGAUAUCACAUUUUACAAUCUGAUUGCACUAAUAGAGCUUGAAGGAUAUGGGAUGACAGACUUUAUGUAUUAUGUCAGAGAUCCAGGUGUUGGGGUUUCAGGUAUGGAAGAACUGACAAAUGAUGAUAAGGUGGAGGAAAUGUUGGAUGACCUAGUUAUCAAAGGUCAGAAGGUGGUGAACAUAACAGUCAUCAGAAGUGAUGCUCCAAGACCUAGUGAUUUGAACAUUGGACCAGUUUGUGAGGAGCAGGUUCCAUUAUCUGAAAUAGGUGUGCCAGUGGUGUAUGAGAUAGAUACAGCAGGAGUACUGUUUCCUAGCCCAACAAAGCCACAACAAGUGCCAGUGCAGGUCAUUAACACACAGGAGAGUACAUUUUUGAAGCAGAAGUGUGCACCAGUAGCAGAAUUUGCAAUGGAGAAAGACCAAGAUCAAGAGCAAAUUGAGCAACUGAUGGAGCAGAAGAGGAAUGAAGAGAUUGAGAAGUUCAGGAAAAAGGGGAAAGAAAAAGAGAAAUACAAGGCAGCUAAAAGAAAACUUCCAGAGCUAAUGGCUGAAGAUUUCACUGAUAGUGACAGUGACACAGAGUUACUAGCAGAUGAGGAUAUAAUUGCUAGGCUUGAGGCAAUGAAGAAGCAUAGAGAUGAUCCACUUCAUCAUAUUGAAGGGGACACUGAUGUGGAUGAGCCAUAUGAAGCAGAUGAGGAGGAGGAGGAGGAGAAGGCGCCAGAGGAGGAGGAGGAGGAGAAGGCACCAGAGGAGGAGGAGGAGGAAGGGAGCAGCAUAGGAGGAAGUAAAAGAAAAGGGCCAACUACAAGAUCUCAUUCUAGUUUGGAUGAGAUUAUUGAGGAAGAUUGGUUUCCUUCAUCUGAUGAGGAGAGCAACCCUGGUGACCUAAGUGAGGAGGACAAUGAUGGGGCUCAAAUACCAUGUGUGAAGCUUCCAGCUGAUAGGAAGAGCAGGGCUAAAAAGAGGAAGCCUAGAGUUUGGUAUGAUGAGCAAAGGGAGAACCCAGAAGAGCAAUUUAUGAAGAAGCUUUGUUUCCUAGAUGUGACCCAGUUCAGGAGGGCACUUCUUAAUUUUCACAUCUCACAAAAUAGGAACCAUGCCUUCCACAGGAACUGUCCAGACAGGAUUAUAGCUGUCUGCAAAUUUGAGAAUUGUCCAUUUUUCAUUGCAGCUUCUCAGAUAGCACAUGAGAAGACAUUCUGUAUAAAGAAACUGAACUUGCACCACAGCUGCCCAGUAGUAGGAGAGAGCACAAAAGUUACUGCUAAGUGGUUGGCACAUGAAUGUGAGCAACAGUUGAGGACAGACCCCAACACACCUGUCCAGACUAUAAUUUCAAACUUGAAGCAAAAGCAUGGAAUAGAGGUAUCUAUACAUAUGGCCUAUAGGGCAAGAAAGCUAGCUAAAAAUGUAGUCCUAGGAGAUCAGAAGGCACAAUAUCAUAGGAUAAGGGAUUACCUAGAAGCUGUGCUAGAAACCAAUCCAGGAAGUAGAUGCAUUGUCACAACAAAGCAUCUGAAACUACAUCCAAGCAAAAACCCAAGAUUCCAUGGCUUGUUCAUCUGCCUCAAUGCUUGCAAAGAGGGUUUCCUUAAUGGUUGCAGACCAUUCAUAGGUGUUGAUGGUUGCUUCAUAAAGUUGACAACAGGGCAGCAAAUCUUGGCUGCCACUGGAAGAGAUGGAAACAAUAACAUAUUUCCCAUUGCUUUUGCAAUAGUGGACAAGGAAAACACAGCAAGCUGGUCUUGGUUUCUUACUCAAUUAAAAUAUGCCAUUGGUGGUGAGUCAGGCAAGUUUGGCUACUACACUAUUAUAUCUGACAGGCAAAAGGGCCUUCUUACAGCCAUAAACAAUGUAUUCCCCAAUUGCAAACAAAGAUUCUGCCUUAGACAUAUUUAUCAGAACUUUCAAACUGCUGGUUUUAGAGGGGAAGAGUUGAAGAAAUACAUGUAUCAGGCAAGUUAUUCCUAUACUGAGCAUGGUUAUGUAACUGCAAUGGAAGGCAUGAAAAAGGAGUGUGAGCCAGCUUGGAAAUGGCUAUCUAGGAUACCAAAACAUACAUGGGCUAGGCAUGCCAUGGACAACAAUUGCAAAACUGACUUGGUAGUGAACAAUAUAAGUGAAGUUUUUAACAAGAUGAUACUUGAUGUCAGAGCCAAACCCAUUAGAACUAUGGUAGAUGGGAUCAGGACAAAGCUGUUAGUGAAGUUCAAUGCAAAUAGGACAAAGACUGAGACUGCUAAGUGGCAGAUAUGCCCAACAUAUGCUGAGAAGCUAGAGGAAGCAAAACAUCAUUCUAGGUUUUGUCAGUCUAUCCAAGCUGGACCUGAUCUCUUCCAGGUGACAAGUGGAGAAAGCACAUAUGCAGUUAACUUGUUGCUACAUACAUGUGGUUGUAGGAAGUGGGACAUGUGUGGAGUACCUUGCAAUCAUGGUGUUUCUGCAAUCAACAAGGCAAAACUACAGCCAGAAGAUUUUGUUCAUGAUUUCUUCAAGAAACCAAUGUAUAAGGAAAACAGGAGAGAUGAUACACCCAGAACUAUAUCUGCUCCUGCUCCCAUGCCACCAAGGAGAAGUGCUCCUUCUGCUCCUGCUGUUGCUCAAACUGCAGCUCCAGCUCCACCAGCUCCAAGGGCUCCAAGGGUAUCAAGGAGAGCUCCUUCUGCUCCUGCUUCAGCUCCCAGUGCACCAAGGAGAGCUCCUUCUGCUCCUGCUGCAGCUGCUGCUCCUCCUGCUACAAGGGCAACAAAGAAAGCUAAAACUACAAGGACUGCAACUUCUACUGCUGGUGCUGGUCCAAGUUCUACUGCUGGUGCUGGUCCAAGUUCCUCUACUGCUGCUGGGCCAAGAGGAAAAAACAAGUUCAUCCCCCCAAGAGUUGCAGGUAGUGGAAGAGUGAGGAAGCCAUCCUUUAAGAUGUCUGAGUGGUUCAACUGUUCUCAAGGGAGCAGGUGA